GUGGCGGGAGGUCGCGGCGCAAUGCAUUCUGGGUCGGCGUAGCCAUGGCGGCUCGUGUCCUUUCCUCCUGUGUCCGCCGCUUGCCCUCGGCCUUGGUGCCGGUGUCCCGGGUUCCCACGCUGGCCGCAGUCCGGCCUCUCAGCACUGCUUUGUUCCCCACGGGGACCCGAACGAGGCCCGGGCCUUCGCAGCCGGCCCUCGUGCUCGCGCAAGUUCCAGGUCGAGUUACACAGCUGUGCCGCCAGUAUAGCGACGCACCUCCUCUGACUUUAGAGGGCAUCAAGGACCGUGUUCUUUACGUCUUGAAACUCUAUGACAAGAUUGACCCUGAGAAGCUCUCAGUAAAUUCUCAUUUUAUGAAAGACUUGGGCCUAGACAGUUUGGACCAAGUGGAGAUUAUCAUGGCCAUGGAAGACGAAUUUGGGUUUGAAAUUCCUGAUAUAGAUGCAGAGAAGUUAAUGUGUCCACAAGAAAUUGUAGAUUACAUUGCAGAUAAGAAGGAUGUGUAUGAAUAAAAUAUCAGACCUUUUUGCUUCACUGAAAGAAGACUCAGAUGACACUGGCAAGUGUCUGGAAGUGAGGCUGCAUUUUGGCAUUAUUGCUGACUUUGACAGAGUAAUUCUGUUGGACUUGUAUUUAAAUUGUAUAAGUGUUUUACCCUUUGAAAAUAAAUCUAUAAAACCAA
Messenger RNA from Carlito syrichta (Philippine tarsier), 685 nucleotides. It is a transcript of the gene NDUFAB1, whose product is annotated as NADH:ubiquinone oxidoreductase subunit AB1. Gene Ontology annotation, biological process: fatty acid biosynthetic process. Gene Ontology annotation, molecular function: acyl carrier activity; acyl binding. The transcript is spliced from 6 exons. The record is from RefSeq and is a predicted model, not a curated record. Lineage: Eukaryota; Metazoa; Chordata; Mammalia; Primates; Tarsiidae. Gene Ontology annotation, cellular component: mitochondrion. Bases 45 to 515 code for a protein of 156 amino acids.